AUGAAUCCCAACGCUCCCAGCAUCCCGUCUCCGGUCGAGGCCGCCUGCUACUACUACGGCCUCCCCUCUAAGUCAGAGCUCGUUGCGCGUUCCAGCGUCGAGCCUUGGAUCGAGCCCUGGGGCAUCGAGACCUACCUCGACGCGAAGGAGCUCAAGCCCGUCGGUCCCCACGACCUGGACCGCGUCUGGGAGCCCACCGUCGCUUCCGCCAUCGAGGCGUACCUCGCGAGCCAGCAGGUGGCCUGGACGAGCUUGGACCCGGCGCGUAUCGGGUACGUUGGCGGCGAGUCUUUCCCCGUCAUCAUCUGGGUUGGGGUCGUCCCCGGCUCUCUCUCGGGCGCGAAGGGCGUCGAGGUCGCUCUCGGCUGCCGCUCCAUCUUGACGCGCAGUGGAGUCUCCGACGUCCACGUCGAGAUCCGUACGUCGGAGACGUCCCUCCAGGCGAAGCUGCACAAGCCCGUCUUCACCAGCGACCCCAUCGUCGAGGCCAUCGAGCCCUUCGCCACCACCCUCGGCCUGCCCAUUUGCGGCUCCGACACCCCCGACGUCGAGGGUACCGGCAGCUUCUUCUUCAUCGACCCUAAGCACCCCGACAAGCUCUUCCUCCUCACCGCUCGCCACGUCCUUUUCCACCCUGAUACCAUGACCAACGAGAAACACGCCCCGCUCGAGGCGACAAAGAAGGUCUUCCUACUCAGCGAUGCCGCCCUCCAGGAGCGGAUCGAGGCCAUCAAGUCGAAGAUCUGGGGCAAGGAUGCCCUUCUUACGUAUCUCGCAGCUCGGAAGCUUGCCGUUGAGGGACGUAAUGACGAGGAGGCCGAGAAGGAGAGGGCGUGUGUCGAGCGCGAGGAGGAGGACGCCAGGGGGGCGAUCGCGGCUCUCAACGAGUUUCUCCCCAACAUCACUCGCGACUGGGGCUCUCCGGCCGACCGCGCCAUGGGCCACGUCGUGCUCUCCCCGCCUCUCGAUUUCGGCGUCGGGCCUGAUCAGUGCACUGAGGAUUGGGCCGUGGUCGAGAUCGACCGCUCUCGCGUCGACAAGGCGAACUUCGUCGGCAACUGUAUCGAUCUUGGCACCUCCAUCUGCCCCGGCAAGUUCACCUUGUGGAUGCGCCCGCGCUCGCCCGACCCGACUUCGUUCAAGUACCCUGGGGACCGGUUGCUGAAGUUCUCUGGCACCAUCCCGGACGGCGAGAUGGGCAAGCCCGGCAACAAUACCCUCGUCCACGACCACGAACCCGACACCAUGGUCAUCAAACGCGGCGGCGCAUCUGGCUUGACGGUCGGACGCCUCAACACCAUCCGUUCCGUCGUUCGCUACUGCUUCCAGGGCGAGCCGGGUCAGCCGUCGAGGGAGGUCGCCGUCUAUCCACGCAACUCCGAGUCCGGCGUCUUCUCCAAGCGCGGUGAUUCGGGGUCGGUCGUGAUCGACGGAACGGGCAGGGUCGCGGGCAUCCUCACCGGCGGUGCCGGGACCACCGACUUGCGGUCGGACUGCACCUACGUGACCUCCAUCAACUUCCUCGUCAAGCGUCUGCAGGCGAACGGCUACAACCCCAACAUCUUCCCCACCGCCGCCGACCUCUGA
Epithele typhae is the source of this 1587-nucleotide messenger RNA. RefSeq lists its product as uncharacterized. The record is from RefSeq and is a predicted model, not a curated record. The transcript has a single exon. Bases 1 to 1587 code for a protein of 528 amino acids. Lineage: Eukaryota; Fungi; Basidiomycota; Agaricomycetes; Polyporales; Epitheliaceae.